This is a messenger RNA of Grosmannia clavigera kw1407, 1326 nucleotides long. Its product is annotated as transcription factor. The record is from RefSeq and is a predicted model, not a curated record. Gene Ontology annotation, cellular component: nucleus. Gene Ontology annotation, biological process: transcription by RNA polymerase II. NCBI's taxonomy places the organism in Eukaryota, Fungi, Ascomycota, Sordariomycetes, Ophiostomatales, Ophiostomataceae. The coding region runs from base 1 to 1326 and encodes 441 amino acids. The transcript has a single exon.
AUGGCUAGCCCGCUUCGCGUUCUCGAUGUUCAAGAGAGGGAGGCAGGUGCACCGCAGCCACCCAGCUUUCCAACGGCCCAGACUUCUGCGUCAGGCUUCCCACAGCCUAAGAAACGGAGCCGCUUCAGCUCGAAGCUCAAGCAGCAACGCGAGACAGCUGCGGCCCCGGCUGCACAGGCCACGACAACAAAUCAGUCAUCCUUCGUGAAUACGUCUGAUGACCGGGUCAGGAUCGAUCGCGAGAACCGUGAGCGCCUGCGGGACAUGGGCGCCAGCGAAAUAGCAGAGGCUCGGGAGGAACUGCUGAGCAACCUCGACCCGGCUCUUCUGCAGAUCCUCCUGCGUCGCGCUAAUCUCGACGAGGGAAACGAAUCACUUCCGACCGAGCAUGACCAGACACCGAAACCGGCCCCUGUAUCUCCUAUCCCGCCUAUACGAAUAGGACCCGUGAGCCAGACACCGCAUCAGAAGAAUGCAGCCUUGGAGGAGACGAGGACGUUACCGAAAAAGUCGGUCUCCUUUGCAGAACCAGAGAGCAAAGAUCGCGACGUCAGCACGAAGGAUAACGACGCAAUACUUGAGGAUGCUCACUCCCAAGCGGACCUCUUUCCCAUCUCGACUCCAGAGGCUGCUAUCGCUUCUACGGGCGCCGCUGAACACGACCACCACGUUCAUUCGGACUCUUCCACCUCCAUGCAUUUCCCCCACAAGCCGUCGGUGCCUGACCUAGACCCAGCCGAUCCCAACUUCCUCGAAAAUCUCCAUUCCAAGUACUUUCCCAACCUGCCGGCCGACCCAGCCCGCCUAGCCUGGAUGGCCCCCAUACCUACGGCCGAUUCAGUGGCCGACCGUGAAUCUCCUUACUAUCCGGGCCAGGCCACUGUAGCCGUGGCCCAAUUACGCUUUGACUUCCGCGGACAGCUUAUCCCACCGCGCGUCUCGCGCGACAUCCCCGUGUCCAAGGGGCUGCAUCACCACGGCGAGGCGCCUGAGGCCGCCGGCUACACUGUGGGAGAGUUAGCACGGCUAGCACGCAGUGCGGUUCCAGCACAGCGGUGCGUGGCUUUUCAGACACUCGGCCGCAUUCUGUUCCGGUUGGGGCGGGGUGAGUGGGGGGAGUCAGCAGCCGACAUUGACAAGGACCCCCGGUCGGCCGUGGCGCAGGGCAUCUGGCGGUCUGUUAAAGAGGGGCGGGUGAUGGACACGCUGCGCGAGGCUGCGGGCGUCGAGGAGGGUCGUGGGCACCAGGGCAGUCGGGCAUACGCCAUUGAGGCGGUCUGGCUGUUUGAAAAGGGCGGCUGGAAGGAGACCUGGAAGGGCCGAUAA